Molecule: messenger RNA, 5874 nt
Organism: Lepisosteus oculatus (spotted gar)
Lineage: Eukaryota; Metazoa; Chordata; Actinopteri; Semionotiformes; Lepisosteidae
Source: RefSeq, a predicted model, not a curated record
AUAUUCAAACAGGAGGCACACGGAAAAUUAACAGAACUUUGUUGUGCCAGCGAUAUCGCGCUUCUCUCCCGGUUUUCUCUUAAGUUAUUUCUUAGAAUGACUGAAGCAAAGGAAUUUUCUUCCUAAAAGAGGCAUAUUGCGAAUUAGCCAGUGAGCACCGAGUUUGUUUGUGGGGAAAAAGAGGAAACCUGUUGUUGUUUUUUUGGCGUUGAGUGGACGCGGUACAGGCUGACAAGGAAUAUGGACGAUUGCGAGGGACAAACGCGUUCGGCAUUCGAGCGCCUGACUGCGGAGGAGAUGGACGAGCGGCGCGUCCAGAGCGUGGCCUACCAGUACCUGUGCCACCUGGAGGAGGCCAAGAGGACCCAGGAGACAAUCCUGAUGCCUAACGCUUCGGUCCGGUCCGGGUUUACAAACGACGGGUUCUCACGCUACUGCCCACUGCUGACAGCGACGGGGCUGCAUUUUCGGCACACGGACAACAUCAACCACUGGCGCGGCGCCUUGGCGGAAGUCGGGCUGCCGUCGAUCUUCUACCCCGAGACCACGGACAUCUACGACAAGAAGAACAUGCCCCGCACGGUGUACUGCAUCCACGCGCUCAGCCUCUACCUGUUCAGGCUGGGGCUGGCUCCACAGAUACAGGAUCUGUAUGGCAAAGUCAACUUCACAGAGGAGGAGAUCAACAACAUGAAGAGAGAGCUGGACAAGUACGGCAUCCAGAUGCCGGCGUUCAGCAAGAUCGGGGGCAUCCUCGCCAACGAGCUGUCGGUGGACGAAGCAGCAGUCCACGCAGCGGUGAUCGCCAUCAACGAGGCCGUGGCGCGUGGCUGCCUGGCCGAGACGGCGCUGGCCCUGCGCAACCCCAGCGCCAUGCUGACCGCCCUGAGCGACGCCCUGGUGCCCGUCUACCAGGAGAUGCUGCACCAGGCCAAGACGCAGAAGGCCGCCCGCGCCUGGGGCAGGCUCAAUGGCUCUGAAGAGAAAGAUAUAUACGAGGAGUAUUUGACCCAGGCAGAAAUCCAAGGCAACAUCAACAAAGUGAAUGUGCAGGCAGCGGUGGAGCGUGUGGACGAGGCCCUGGAGCGCGGAGACGCCCCGGCGCUGCACGCGGCCCUGAAGAGCCCCUGCCUGGCCCUGCGGGAUCUUCACCGCGAGCACGCCGGCUGGUACCUGGAGCAGCUGUCCGCCGACCGCGAGCAGAAGGCGCUGGACCUGGGCUGUGUGGACGUUCUGGACAGAGAGGAGCUGCAGGAGGGGAUCUGCGUGGCCAACGAGGACGCACAGCGCUCCCAAGCCAUGCAGCAGGCUGUGUGCGAGAUCAACAGGGCCCUGCAGCACGGGGAGGCCAGGGGCACCCUGCAGGCGUUGAUGAACCCCGACGCCCAGCUCCCGGAUGUUCUUCCCUUCGCAGCAGAGCUGUACCAGCGGGAGCUGGCUCCCCUGCAGGCUCAGAGCGCCCAGGGGGAGCUGCAGCAGGAGGAGCUCUUUGUUGCCGUGGAGAUGUUGUCGGCCGUGGCGCUGGUCAACCAGGCCCUGGAGGCGGGCGACGUCGGCGGGUUCUGGGAGGCUCUGGUCAACCCUGCGGCCGGGCUGGCCGACAUCGACGACAGCCUGAUCCAGAGGUACUCCGAGGAGCUGUCCGGGCUGAAGAGGCAGGCGGCGCCACAGGGGGGCGCUCUGCUCACCUGGAAUGACCUGCAGGGGGGGAUCCACGCCGUCAAUGCCGCCAUUCAGGAGGAGCACGACCAGAUUCUGGCCAUUGGGAUGAUCAACCAAGCUCUGUGUCGCAGUGACCCCGAGCGCACCGUGGCUGCCCUGCUGCUGCCCUCCAGUGGCCUGGAGGAAGUACUGCUCGCGAAUGCCGGGCGCUACCAUGACGUGCUGACCCGUGCCAAGAGGCAGAAAGCGGAGGAGACCAGAGACCCCAGUGCAGAGCUGUGGCUGGCGGAGAUUCAGGAGGGGGUGAUGAGAGCCAACCAGGACAGCCAGAGGGCGCUCAAGAUGGCGCUGGGCCUGGCCGCCGUCAAUCAGGCGGUGAAGGAAGGCCGAGCCUCGCAGACCCUGCGCGUCCUGUGCCUGCCAGAGGUGGCGCUGCGGAGCGUGGCGCCCGAGUGCAGCGCGGCCUACCAGGCGGAGCUGGCCGCCCUGCAGCGCGCCAAGGUUAUGGAAGGUGACAACGGAAGCCCAUGGCUCAGACACAGGCAGCCGGACGGGAGCUACUACUACUUCCACCUGCAGAGGCUGGAGGGCGGCUGGGAUCGGCCGCAGGGCUUCGUCCAGAACAGCCUGCACCUGGGUCACGACGAGCUGCAGUCCGUCGUCUCGCGGGUCACGGAGGCCCACGGCCGCCAGGCGCAGUGGCGGUCCAGCCAGCCCCUGCUGGUCCUGCUGCAGGCCCGGGCCCGGGGCUUCCUCGUGCGCCGACAGCUGGACUCCCGCCAGCGUUUCCUCUGCAGGCAGCUCCCCGCCAUCGUCGCCAUCCAGUCUCACUGGAGGAGGUUCCUGCAGCAGAGAGCGUACAGGCAGAGGCUGCAGUACCUGUAUCAGAACUGGCGCGCCGCUGUGAAGCUCCAGGCGUUUGUGCGGAUGUGGCUGGCUCGCAGGAGAUACCUCGCUCGUCUCCGCCACUUCAGGAGAAACGUUGGUGCCAUUAUAAAGAUUCAGGCCUUCUUCCGGGCUAACAAGGUGCGGGAAGACUACAGGAAGCUGGUGGGCUCCCCGACCCCUCCUCUGUCGGUGGUGCGGCAGUUCGCCCACCUGCUGGAGCAGGGCGACUCCGACAUCCGCCAGGAGGGGGAGCUGCUGCGCCUGCGGGAGGAGGUGGUGAGGACCAUUCGCGCCAACCGGCAGCUGGAGAGCGACCUGGACCUCAUGGACCUGAAGAUCGGCCUGCUGGUCCGCAACCGCGUCACCCUGCAGGAGGUCGUGUCCCACUGCAAGAAGCUGACCCGGAAGAACAAGGAGCAGCUGUCGGACAUGAUGGCGCUGGACAAGAGCAAGGGCCUGAAGUCGCUGAGCAAGGAGAAGAGGGAGAAGCUGGAGGCGUAUCAACACCUCUUCUACCUGCUGCAGACCCAGCCUCUGUAUCUGGCCCAGCUGAUCUUCCUGAUGCCCCAGAACAAGUCCACACGGUUCCUGGAGACGGUGAUUUUUACCCUGUUCAACUAUGGCUCUGACUGCAGGGAGGCCUACCUGCUGCUGCAGCUCUUCACUACGGCCCUGCGCCAGGAGAUCAGGCUGAAGGUGGAUCAGCCGCAGGAGGCCGUGACUGGGAACCCCACUGUCAUCCGGCUGCUGGUCAGCUUCUACCGCAACGCCAGGGGCCACAACGCCCUGCGGGACAUCCUGGGGCCCGCCAUCAGGGAGGUGCUGCAGGACAAGGCCCUGUGCAUCAGGACCGACCCGGUGGAGAUCUACAAGAGCUGGGUCAACCAGACCGAGUCCCAGACCGGGCAGAAGAGCUCCCUGCCCUACGAGGUGAGCGCCGAGCAGGCUCUCAGCCAUCCCGAAGUCCAGCGGCGCCUCGACAUCUCCAUCCGCAACCUCAAGACGCUGACCGACAGGGUGCUGGGCGCCAUCACCUCCGGCGUGCACAAGCUCCCGUACGGGAUGCGCUACGUCGCCAAAGUGCUGAAAGAGGCGCUGCAGGAGAAGUUCCCCCAGGCCAGCGAGGAUGAGCUCUACAAGAUCGUGGGCACCCUGCUGUACUACCGCUACAUGAACCCGGCGGUGGUGGCUCCCGACGGCUUCGACGUGGUGGACUUCUCGGCCGGCUCCUCUCUGCUCCCGGACCAGAGGCGCACCCUGGGCUCCAUCGCCCGCAUCCUCCAGCACGGCGCCGCCCACAAGCUCUUCCAGGGGGACAGCGCCCCCCUGCGCGCGCUCGACGACUACACCACCCACACGCACGCCAGGUUCAGGAGGUUCCUGCGUGCCGCCUGCGAGGUGCCCGAGCCGGAGGAGCGCUUCAACGUGGACGAGUACUCGGAGACGGUCACCCUCAACAAGCCCGUCAUCUACAUCUCCGUCGGGGAGCUCGUCAACACGCACCAGCUGCUGCUGGAGCACCAGGACGCCCUCUGCCCCGACCCCGACGACCCCCUGCGGGAGCUCUUGCGUGACCUGGGAGAAGUGCCUUCCAUCUCGGCGCUCGUCGGAGAGGGUGCAGCAAGCUCUGGAGAUCCUGGCGCGGAGCAGACCCUGGCUCAGUACAGCAAGAUGGAAGUAUCUCUCACUCUCACCAGCAAAUUUGACAUCUUCAAGAGCACCGAUGACCAGCCAGAUGUUCGAGGCCUCCUGCUGAGCACCAAGCAGCUGAUCAUUGAUGUGAUCAGGACGCAGCCUGGGGACACCCUGACUGAGGUGCUCCGAGCCUCUGCUUCCAGAGACCAGGAGGUGCAGCACUGCCGGAUGAUGCAGAAGCGCGCCCAGCGCGACGCCCACACCCCCGAAAAGAUGAAGCGCAACCAGUCCCUCAUCGCCGACGGCAACCUGUCGCUGGAGGAGAAGAAGAGGAAGAUCCUGCGCAGCCUGAGGAGGCUUGAGACUCUAGGAGUGCUGACGCCUCCCAACACCGAGACUCAGAUACUGGCGCUGAUCGCCAAGGACAUCCGGAACCAGCGGCGGUACCGCCAGCGCAGGCAGGCCGAACUGCUGAAGCUGAGGCAGACCCUGCACAGCCUGGACUGCAAGAGCCGCUUCCACCACGAGCAGAUCGACUACUACAGCCAGUACAUCCGGACCAGCCUGGCCAACCUGACGGCCGGGGACAGCAGAGGGAAGGGAAAGAAGCCCGCAGACCGCAGGGGGAAGAGGGCCAAGCCCACAGCUCUGAUCUACACCGCGGCCCAGCUGCACGAGAAGGGCGUCCUGCUGGAGAUCGAGGACCUGCCCCUCGCCCAGUUCAAGAACGUGAUCUUCGACAUCGUGCCCUGCGAGGAGGUGGGCACCUUCCUGGUGAAAGCCCGCUUCAUGGGCGUGGACAUGGAGCGGUUCCCCCUGAAGUACCAGGACCUCCUGCAGCUGCAGUACGAGGGCGUGGCGGUGAUGAAGAUGUUCGACAAGGCCAAGGUCAACGUGAACCUCCUCAUCUUCCUCCUGAACAAGAAGUUCUUCAAGAAGUGAGUGGCGAUGAGGGGGAGAGACGGCGCCCCCCUCAGGUGCCAGUGCUGCUGAGCCCAUGAACUCUGGGGUGGAGUCAAGCAAAGUACCCUUGACCUUUUUUAUUUUUGCACUUGUUCUGUUGUCUGAUUUUAGAUUUCCAGUAUCCCUGUUCAUGGCGAGGGGAUACCAGGGCAGUACUCAGUUUUCGGUACAUUAUAUCUGUUUUAUAGCUGCAAGCAGAGCCAUAAUCAUGUUUUUUUUUUCAGUUUCAUAAUCAAUGCAAACAAAAUCGUCCUCUUACAAUAUGAAAGUUAACACACCUAAGGGAGCUUGUAAGAAUCCUGAAGGAUUUGUGACACUGUGCAACACAGUGUUGACCCCUCAUGAGGAACUAUGUUCCAGCAGACAGAUGUUAGAUCCAGGCUCUGUGCAUAUUAUAGUAACUAUAAUAAUUAUAGAGGAGCUAUAAUAAUUAUAGAGGAGCUAUAAUGCGUUGUUGCGUCACAAAUCCAGAACUAAGUCCGCAAAAUGAGCUGGGUCUCGUUGCGGCGCUGCGGUCCCCUGCAGUGACCCGGCCAGGCCACUGGGCGGCAGCAGUGGACCAGUCGAGAGCCCGCCGCAGUCAACAGCCCGUCGUGCCGUAGUUGCCGAUCUUGAUGCGCCUGGAGGCGAAGGUGCUACUCUGUAACUGCACUUAAAAACCCAUAUUCACAGAUAACCGAAACAAUGUAUUAAAAUACCGACUCUGGUCGAAUCUGCAUGAACAAG